AUGCCUCCUGUGGCUCGGGUGUUGCCAAUCGUUUUCGCGUAUUUUGCUGCCUGGUCGGAUCCGGGUCCUCGCGAUAGGGUCGCAGCAGCAUCUCGUGGAAGACGUCGUAAACCUUCCAUUCUACCGGAAGUUCGAGACAGUAAGCCCGAUUGCCCACCACUCAUCAGCAAGCUCGCCUAUUACCCAGGGCGCAGCCCCUACGUCCUGGCGGGCAUUCUGCGCCACGAGCGCCCAGCGCGUCCGGCACCGCCAGAGUACAACCUUCGCGCCAGGCUCCGCCGCAGGACCGUCCCACUCUCUGGGACCGCCAGGAGAUAUGGCUCACGUCCGGAGGGCACUCGCCAAUGCUCUGGUCGCCUGGGCCGCCAUGAGAUUCCCUCCCCCUCCGGAGACGCUAGGAUGGAGUGA
Morchella importuna is the source of this 408-nucleotide messenger RNA. RefSeq lists its product as uncharacterized. The transcript has a single exon. NCBI's taxonomy places the organism in Eukaryota, Fungi, Ascomycota, Pezizomycetes, Pezizales, Morchellaceae. The coding region runs from base 1 to 408 and encodes 135 amino acids. The record is from RefSeq and is a predicted model, not a curated record.